ACAAAGCCCUCCUAUUCUCCCGCACCAACCAAACCCAAGAGGCGGGGGAAGCCAUGGCGAGCGCGUCGGUGCCGGCCGCCGGCUACGGCGCGGACGGCGUGUACCGCUCGCUGCGCCCGCCCGCGCCCGUCGCGUCCGACCCGGGCCUCUCCCUCACCGACCUCCUCCUCCGCCGCGCCGACGCCUGCCCCUCCGCGGUCGCGCUCGCCGACGCGGCCGCCGGCGGCCGCGCCCUCACCUUCGCGGAGCUGAGGUCGGCCGUCCUCUCCACCGCCGUCGCGCUCUCCUCCCGCGCGGGCGUGCGACCCGGCGACGCCGUGCUCCUCCUCGCGCCCAACUGCGUGCUCUACCCGGUCUGCUUCUUCGCCGUCACCGCCCUCGGCGCCGUCGGCACCACCGUCAACCCGGACUACACCCCGCGGGAGAUCGCCAAGCAGGUCUCCGACGCGCGCGCCAAGCUCGUCAUCACCAUCUCCGCCCUGGUGCCCAAGAUUGCGGGGCUCCGCCUCCCCGUCAUCCUCCUCGACGACGACGCGAACGCCGCGGCCGCCUCCUUGCCUCCGGACGCCACCGUCACGCUCUACACCAACCUCGUCGCCGGCGUGAAGGAGGCGGAUUACCGCCGCCCACCAAUCAAGCAGAGCGACACGGCGGCUCUCCUCUACUCGUCGGGCACGACGGGGGAUAGCAAGGGCGUCAUCCUGACGCACCGCAACUUCAUCGCCGCGGCGAGGAUGGUGACCUCCGACCAAGACGAGCGCCGGGAGGGGCCCAACGUGUUCCUCUGCUUCCUCCCCAUGUUCCACAUCUUCGGCCUGUCCGUCAUCACGUACGCGCAGCUGCAUCGCGGGAACGCCAUCAUCGCCAUGUCGCGGUUCGACAUCAACUCCCUGAUGGAGGCCGUGCAGAGGCACCGCGUCACGCACCUGUUCUGCGUGCCGCCGGUCAUUAUCGCGCUCGCCAAGCACGGGAAGGCCGGUAAGUACGAUCUCAGCUCUCUCAAGUUCAUCGGCUCCGGCGCCGCGCCGCUCGGCAAGGAUGUGAUGGAGGUCGUGGCCAAGAAAUUCCCGGACAGUGAGAUUGUUCAGGGUUAUGGUAUGACUGAGACUUGUGGAAUCAUAUCGCUCGAGUACCCAGAAAAAGGACAGGCUCGUGAAUUUGGGUCAACUGGCACGCUUGUCUCAGGAGUUGAGGCAAAGAUUGUCGACAUAAAGACAUUAAAACAUCUACCGCCCAAUCAAGUAGGAGAAAUUUGUGUUCGAGGGCCAAAUGUAAUGCAAGGGUAUUUCAACAAUGUGCAAGCUACUGAAUUUACAAUCAAGCAAGGGUGGUUGCACACUGGUGAUCUUGGAUACUUCGACGGAGGAGGCCAGCUUUUUGUUGUUGAUAGACUUAAAGAACUGAUUAAGUACAAAGGUUUCCAGAUUGCACCUGCCGAGCUUGAAGGGUUACUUCUAUCUCAUCCAGAGAUUCUAGAUGCUGUUGUUAUCCCGUUUCCUGAUGCUAAAGCUGGGGAGGUUCCCAUUGCCUAUGUUGUUCGGUCACCUGACAGUUCAUUGACAGAAGUUGAUGUCCAAAAAUUUAUUGAAAAACAGGUGGCGUACUACAAAAGAUUGAAGAGAGUUACCUUUGUGGGCAGCGUGCCCAAAUCAGCUUCAGGAAAGAUUCUGAGAAGGCAGCUUAUCGCCCAAGUGAGAUCAUCCAAGUUGUAGCAAAUUAAUCUGCUUCUCUUUGGGAAUCAAUCGUGCUUAUGUUUUGCCUUGAUUCAGCCAUUUUCAAAACUUGUCCGCGAAGGUUUAUGUAGCAUUGUGAAGACCACGUGAAUGUAUGAUGUAUCAGAAUGGAACCCCCAUACUGUGCAUUAUAAUAAUGGAACAUAAAUGCCAAUUUCAAGAUAACAUACUCUGGAAA
This is a messenger RNA of Oryza sativa Japonica Group (Japanese rice), 1911 nucleotides long. Lineage: Eukaryota; Viridiplantae; Streptophyta; Magnoliopsida; Poales; Poaceae. The record is from RefSeq and is a predicted model, not a curated record.